AUGUCGCCUCCCACCACCAACGAGGAGCGCGCUGCCAGGGCCGAGCGCGCUGCCAAGGCUCUGCGCGCUGCCAAGACUCGGCGCGCUUCCAAGUCUGGAAAACCCGCAAAGUCAUCGGAUGGUGCGUCGCGCUCGGCGGAACAGACGAAGGACCACAUCAAGUCUGACCCCAAGGACUCGGAGCAGGCCACGACAGCAUCUGCGGCACAGCAGAACCCCUUCGUACUGCCAAUGCCAGACCCGAGCGAGCUGGCGCAGGCUCUGGCUUUCCCUCCGCUGGACGAUAAGGAGCUUCUCGCUCUGUGGCUGGGCGCUACCAGCCUGGUGCACGACCCGACUCAACCCUUCCGCGAUGAUCAUCGUGCCGGCCAGGAAGUGUUCAAGAAACUUUCGUUGGGCGAGCCUGUCACGGCCGCUGAAGAUUUGCGCUACAUGGACGACUUCACGGUCAAGAUGAAAAAGUAG
Molecule: messenger RNA, 465 nt
Organism: Moesziomyces antarcticus
Lineage: Eukaryota; Fungi; Basidiomycota; Ustilaginomycetes; Ustilaginales; Ustilaginaceae
Exons: 1
Coding region: 1-465 (154 amino acids)
Source: RefSeq, a predicted model, not a curated record